Molecule: messenger RNA, 1545 nt
Organism: Impatiens glandulifera
Lineage: Eukaryota; Viridiplantae; Streptophyta; Magnoliopsida; Ericales; Balsaminaceae
Product: M protein, serotype 24-like
Exons: 2
Coding region: 1-1545 (514 amino acids)
Source: RefSeq, a predicted model, not a curated record
AUGGUGGAUCCGGCUUCCACCCGGUCAUGGGGAUACGCCAUCCCACUUGGGAAAAUUAUGCUCCACUACAACAUCAACACCGGUCCUGGUGUUCUUCUUUCUUCAAGCAAAAUUAUAAGGUCCCGCAAAUUCAAGGAAAGGAAGAGCAACAGGACGGCCUCCGGCUCUACGGGUGGCCGAAGGAAGAAGGUAGGUGCUAAGAAAGCAGCUCCGGUAAAAGAGAAAUCCGGAAGCAAGAAAAACAAACAAUCGGUCGAAUCUGCUGAUCCGCGGUCCGAAACGCACAAUGAGGAAGACUCGGCCUCCACUUCUGACCGAACCGCUUCACAGAAUACCGAAGAAGAUCUAUUCGGUAAAGGGAAGGGACCGAUGGACGAGGAACAAUCGGUCAGUCUUGAAAAUGCCAAUACUGGUGCAGACAGCCUUAGGGUAGAAUCAUGGACGAAAUCCACCAGCAAGCUCGCGAGGCGGCCGAAGUAUUUCCUCUGUGCUUCUCCUCCAGCGGAUCAGACGAUCAACAUAACCGACGAUAGGACAGAGCCCCCUCACACCGACCUACACGCAUCUGUUCAAACCGGGAAUUCAGAACCGGCCGUAACAGAAGAGAGGGUCAAGACUCUCAUUGAAGAAUUUGUCAACGACGCGGUUAAGCCCUGGAAGAGGAAAAUUAAGAAAGCCGCGGUUCAAGCAAUCAAGAUAGCCGAGACAACAAAGGAUGAUCUUGGCGAGGCGGUCAAGCGGAUCACGUCAGUUGAAACAAACUACGGUGAUUCAGAUGAACUGUACGAGAGGCACCUUCGGCGAACUAAGGAGUUGGAGGCUAUAACUCCGAAGAUGGUGAUCGACCUCAUCUCAGUCAGAAAAACAAUAGCCGAGAUGGAACGGUCUCAGGAAAUAAUCGGUCAAAGAUUGACUAAGGUCGAGGAAGACCUAGCGCAAUCAGUUGCCCAGGCCGGCUCGACACUUGACAGGGUAAUAACUCUUGAAAACAAGAAUGCGACCCUUGAGGAACAGAACACAAAGCUUGAGGCCGAUCUCAAGUCGGUCACCGAACAGGUGGCAGAGUUAAUAGAGGCCAAGCUGGUUGCCGAUAAAGCGAUUGAGGAGGCGAACGCUCAGGCGGCUAAGGAACUUCAGGAUGCGUUGGAUGAGCAGAACCGGACACAGAAGGAGGCAGCAUGGUCUGAUGCGAACUUCGCCGAACAUAUACGAAGAUUAACGGCCAAAAAUCCGGAACUCGCUAAAACCAUGGCGGCCAAUCAAGCCGAAGAUGCUAACCGGUUAAAGGUUCAACAAGACACAUACACAAAUUUCGAAAAGGCUCACAACAAGUCCCAGGCGGCUCCUUCCUCUUCCAUUCCGGCCACACGUAAAAGAAAAGCGACUUCGAAUAAGGCGCAAAUGACCGGACUAUUGGCCAGUGUCACUGAAACAGUUGUUGAUCCGGCUUUGCAAACCGAGGAUGAUUUCGAAGAAGAUGUUCAGCCGCAACUCAGAAGACACCGAGUUUUAGAUGGGGUUCCAAUCAGAACGAUCGGUCAAUAG